Olea europaea var. sylvestris is the source of this 3133-nucleotide messenger RNA. RefSeq names its product probable glutamyl endopeptidase, chloroplastic. Gene Ontology annotation, biological process: proteolysis. The coding region runs from base 55 to 2820 and encodes 921 amino acids. The record is from RefSeq and is a predicted model, not a curated record. NCBI's taxonomy places the organism in Eukaryota, Viridiplantae, Streptophyta, Magnoliopsida, Lamiales, Oleaceae. Gene Ontology annotation, molecular function: serine-type endopeptidase activity. The transcript is spliced from 14 exons.
GCCAAAAGAAAAGAUAUUCCAUUUCGAUUUCCAUUUUCCACUGACAUUAUUACCAUGCGACUGACCAAUGUCCAUCAUCGGUACACUCUACCCCUCUAUCUCUUCUAUCACCACUUCAGUAUCCAUCCUCUUACCAAACCACUUAUCUCUCUGAAACCCCCUAAAUCUUCAUCUAUUAUCAAAGCGCAUUCCAGAACCGAAAUCCGCAAUUCUCCAAUUGCGAUUGUUAAUCCUGCAAUCAAGUCUACUGCUAUGAGAUUCCACAAUCUUGUCCCAGUCAACGCCGUUGCUUUGGAGGACGGCGGUGGCUCAAAUGGUGCAAGUGCUACUCCAGAUCAUUAUGAAGAUUCGUCAUUGAGCGACGGGUAUCACCUUCCUCCACAAGAGAUUAUAGAUAUUGUUGAUGCUCCACCCCUUCCAGCACUAUCAUUCUCUCCACAUAGGNCUAUAUUACAGGACUUUUUGUUAUUAAUGCCUAAAAGGUUAUUUUGUGCAAAUUAUUUCGAUCAUUCUAUGACUCACCUCUUUUGUCCUACUAGGUCGAAUGAUGGUCGGCAUCUAUCCUUUAGUGUACGAAUUGAUGAGGAGGAUGGCAUUAGUAGCAUGCUAAGAGUAUGGGUUGCAGAUGUGGAAACAGGAAAAGCUAGGCCACUAUUUGAGUCGUCAGAUGUGUUCCUAAAUGCAGUUUUUGACAACUUUGUUUGGGUGAACAACUCAACUCUAUUGGUUUGCACCAUUCCUUUUUCUCGCGGAGACCCCCCGAAGAAACCUCUAGUUCCCGCUGGCCCUAAGAUACUAUCUAACGAACAAAAGGACACCAUUCAAGCCAGAACUUAUCAGGAUCUUCUCAAAGAUGAAUAUGAUGAAAGCUUAUUUGAGUACUAUGCCACUUCACAACUGGUUUUGGUAUCCUUGGAUGGGACGGAAAAGCCAGUUGGACCACCAGCUAUAUAUACAUCUUUGGAUCCUUCUCCAGAUGAGAAAUACAUUUUGAUUACUUCGAUUCACAGACCUUAUUCAUUUAUUGUACCAUGUGGAAGAUUUCCAAAAAAAGUUGAUGUUUGGACAGCUGAUGGGAAAUUUGUUAGAGAACUUUGUGAUUUGCCCCUUGCUGAGGACAUCCCUAUUACACACAAUAGUGUUCGUAGAGGGAUGCGCUCAAUUGAUUGGAGAGCUGAUAAGCCUUCUACACUUGUCUGGGUUGAGACACAAGAUGACGGUGAUGCCAAAGUAGAAGUCUCUCCACGUGAUAUAGUUUAUACACAGCCUGCCGAGUUGCUUGCUAGUGAACAACCAGCAGUUCUGCAUAAGCUUGAUUUGCGCUAUGGAGGGAUCUCUUGGUGUGAUGAUUCGCUGGCAUUAAUUUAUGAAUCUUGGUAUAAAACACGGAAAAUAAGAACAUGGGUUAUUUCGCCUGGAUCGAAGAAUGUGAAUCCACGCAUACUAUUUGAUCGGUCUUCUGAGGAUGUUUAUUCUGAUCCCGGCUCUCCUAUGCUGCGAAGAACUCCUGCUGGUACUUAUGUGAUUGCAAUGAUGAGGAAGGAAGGUGAUCAAGGAACCUACUUGCUGUUGAACGGAAGUGGUGCUACUCCACAAGGAAAUAUCCCCUUUUUGGAUUUAUUUGACAUAAAUACAGGCAAUAAAGAACGUAUAUGGGAGAGUGACAAGGAGAAGUAUUAUGAGACUGUUGUUGCUCUGAUGUCUGAUCAGACUGAAGGGGAAUUAUAUGUUGAUCAGUUAAAAGUACUGACUUCAAAAGAAUCUAAAACUGAAAACACCCAGUAUUUCAUACUGAGUUGGCCAGGAAAGAAAGCAUGCCAGAUUACGAAUUUCCCUCAUCCUUACCCUCAGUUGUCUUCCUUGAAGAAAGAAAUGAUCAGGUACGAGAGGAAGGAUGGGGUACAACUUACUGCUACCCUAUAUCUUCCACCGGAUUAUGACCCUGCUAGAGAUGGACCCCUUCCAUGUCUAGUGUGGUCUUACCCUGGAGAGUUCAAAAGCAAAGAUGCAGCUGGACAAGUCCGUGGUUCCCCAAAUGAGUUUGCUGGCAUUGGUCCGACAUCUCCUCUUCUUUGGCUAGCAAGAAGGUUUGCCAUUUUAUCUGGACCAACUAUACCAAUCAUUGGUGAGGGUAAUGAAGAGGCAAAUGAUAGGUAUGUGGAGCAACUAGUUGGAAGUGCAGAGGCUGCAGUGGAGGAAGUCAUCGGUCGGGGAGUGGCUCAUCGAAGCAAAAUUGCCAUAGGCGGUCAUUCCUAUGGGGCUUUCAUGACUGCUAACCUUCUAGCUCAUGCACCUCAUCUGUUCUGCUGCGGAAUUGCGCGCUCUGGAGCAUAUAACAGAACGCUUACACCUUUUGGGUUUCAGAAUGAGGAUAGGACACUUUGGGAGGCUACUUCGACCUAUGUUGAGAUGAGCCCUUUCAUGUCAGCUAAUAAAAUUAAGAAGCCUAUCUUGCUUAUCCAUGGAGAAGAAGACAACAAUUCUGGAACCUUGACAAUGCAGUCCGAUCGCUUCUUUAAUGCUUUGAAAGGUCAUGGUGCACUUUGUCGCCUGGUUAUUCUUCCCUUUGAGAGUCAUGGUUAUGCGGCACGAGAGAGUGUCUUGCAUGUUCUCUGGGAGACUGACAGGUGGCUACAGAAAUACUGUGUACCAAAUUCAUCAGAUGCAAGUGAAAAUUUGGAUGCACAUAAAGAUGAUGCGAGUAUAGGCACAGUAGAUGCAGAUAGCAAAGCUGUCAGUGCAGCUGGGGGAGUUCCAGAAUGGGCAGAUGACAAAAUUGAUAUAUUUCCCUCUCCCUGUAGGUCUUCAUUGUGCGUUUAGUAAAGUAGAAAAGUCUCAAGUGACCUGAUGCUGUUGCAUGUCUCAACCGAUAUCCUCUUGUACUUUCUUCGAACCUGAUAAAAGGUAUUUGGCUUAUUGAGGAUGCAACGAAGUUUAUGCCAAAAAAUUGCAAUUCUUAAAAGCCAUUUUUUUUUGCCAUCUUUUGAUGUCGAAAUUACUUUUUCAAUAUUUGCAAUGCUCUACAAGUAUUUGUAGAACGGUACAUUUGAUGUGCACGAAAUAGUCGCAUACUAUUUCAUACGUAUCUUCUCUACCAUUUUAUGAAGUAUAUGAACAAGUAUUUAGAAUGAAA